Messenger RNA from Saitoella complicata NRRL Y-17804, 326 nucleotides. RefSeq lists its product as uncharacterized. The record is from RefSeq and is a predicted model, not a curated record. The transcript has a single exon. Bases 80 to 307 code for a protein of 75 amino acids. Lineage: Eukaryota; Fungi; Ascomycota; Saitoellomycetes; Saitoellales; Saitoellaceae.
GCAACCGCGAACGCAAUGCCACCGAUACCGGCACCAAGCAUACCUGCACCAGAGUUCUGAGUAGCGGAAGCAGUCCCAGAUGCCGCGGCAGCAGCAGAAGAAGUACCACUCGUUCUCGCCCUACCACUCGAGACGGCAGAUCCCGACGUCGCACUCGCCACGGCACUCACAACAACACUGGAAGCACUCGGCGCCGCGGUCGCCACAACUGUCGCACUCGACACCGCUCCCGUACUCGAACUUCCGUCAACAGGCAACACAACAUUGUCUGUAUUGUCGUACUUGUUGUAAUCAGGACAAGCCAUGAAACAGUUGUAUGUGGCAUU